GAAUAUACGCCUUUCAAGAAUUAUUUCACGCCAGUUGUGUCGUCGAGAGACACGUAAACUUCCUUAUUAAUUCGUGAAAAGUAAAAGUGUUAAUAAUAUUCCUACAACAGAAUAUUAAAAAACUACUACCGAAUAUUUAAAAACUGCUUCCAGAGAUAGUGUACUGGAAUACUAUUUUAAAUAUGACUACCUACACGGAUAAAGGGCAGAAACCCGAGGCUGGACGUUUCCUGGCAUUCGACCACCUCACAUUCUGGGUUUCCAACGCCAAACAGGCUGCCAGUUAUUACAUAACGCGUUUCGGUUUUGAACCUUUGGCAUACCAAGGUUUAGAAACAGGAUCGAGAAAAAUUGCGUCGCAUGCUGUAAGAAUGAAUAAGAUAAUAUUCGUGUUCCAAGCUCAGUAUGAGCCAGAGGAAACAGAAUUUGUGAACGAAGUAGCUUACCACGGCGACUUCGUCAAGGAUGUCGCAUUCCAUGUGGAAAACCUGGACUACAUACUGGAAUAUGCGAGGAAGCAAGGGGCUGUGAUCAUAAGGGACUUAUGGGAGGAGAGUGACGAAUUUGGGGUUGUAAGGAUGGCUACUAUAAAAACGUAUGGUGACAACACUCACACCUUAAUAGACCGGUCAAAAUACAACGGACCUUUCCUGCCCGGAUGGCAACUUUUGAAAGUCGAUCCUAUACACAAAUAUUUGCCUAAAGUGGAGAUCAAUUUCAUCGACCACGUGGUAGGAAACCAGCCGGACAAUUGUAUGGAGCCAGCGGCAUCCUGGUAUGAACGAUGUCUGCAGUUCCAUAGAUUCUGGUCAGUGGACGACAAACAAGUGUGCACCGAGUACUCGGCCCUGCGCUCCAUAGUGAUGGCGAACUGGGAGGAGACCGUCAAGAUGCCCAUCAACGAGCCAGCUGUGGGCAAGAAGAAGAGCCAGAUCCAGGAGUAUGUGGAGUACCACGGCGGGGCAGGGGUCCAGCAUAUUGCCAUCAACACUGAGGACAUAAUUACUGCUAUCGAAAACCUCCGCGCUCGGGGCGUAGAGUUCCUGACAAUACCGUCAAAAUAUUACAAACUCAUCAGAGAGAAACUGCAGUCCAGCAAAGUGCGAGUCGCCGAGAGCAUAGACACGCUAGAGAGACUCAACAUCCUCAUAGACUACGAUGACAAUGGCUACCUCUUGCAGAUAUUCACAAAGAACACCCAAGACCGUCCAACGUUGUUCUUAGAGGUUAUACAGAGAAGGAAUCAUAAUGGUUUCGGAGCUGGAAACUUCAAGACGCUUUUCGAAUCCAUCGAAAUAGAACAGGACAGACGCGGAAACUUAUAAAAAUCAAUAAUCUUGCAAUCGAUGUAUAUAUCUUUGUAUAUCUAAUCUAUAUGCCGUUAACAAAUAAAAAAACAUCAAUAAAUAGA
Bicyclus anynana (squinting bush brown) is the source of this 1411-nucleotide messenger RNA. RefSeq names its product 4-hydroxyphenylpyruvate dioxygenase. Bases 183 to 1325 code for a protein of 380 amino acids. Gene Ontology annotation, cellular component: endoplasmic reticulum membrane; Golgi membrane. Gene Ontology annotation, molecular function: 4-hydroxyphenylpyruvate dioxygenase activity. The transcript is spliced from 9 exons. Lineage: Eukaryota; Metazoa; Arthropoda; Insecta; Lepidoptera; Nymphalidae. Gene Ontology annotation, biological process: L-tyrosine catabolic process. The record is from RefSeq and is a predicted model, not a curated record.